Molecule: messenger RNA, 816 nt
Organism: Zea mays
Lineage: Eukaryota; Viridiplantae; Streptophyta; Magnoliopsida; Poales; Poaceae
Exons: 2
Coding region: 155-517 (120 amino acids)
Source: RefSeq, a predicted model, not a curated record
CCACUCUCAGCACCCCGCGCCCGCGGCCCCCUCCAUCCUCCUGCCUUUCCACCAUUGAUAUCACUACUGCCCUCCUCAUUCAGAUUCAGUCAUUCAGCCACAUUCUCACCCACCACUAUCCUCUCGUCUCUCGCUGGCCACGUCUCUGUCCAUCAUGGCCGGCACCGCCGCCGCCACAACCACGGUCUGCUCCAUGUGCGGCGACGUCGGCUUCCCCGAGAAGCUCUUUCGGUGCGCGCGCUGCCGCCACCGCUUCCAGCACUCGUACUGCACCAACUACUACGGCGACAGCGCACCCGCCUCGGCCGACUCCGACAUGUGCGACUGGUGCCUCAGCGUCGUGGCCGGUAAGGCGAGGUCUCCCGCCGGGAAGCAGAACGCCACCGGGAGCCAGGAGUCGUCCACCACCACGGGCUCCGGAGGCAGCGGCAGGGGCGCCGCCGGCAAGGCCGAGGCUGGGCGGCGAGCGACCACCAGGCCGGCCGGCCGCAGGUACAAGCUGCUCAAGGACGUCUAGCUAGUGUGAUGAGUAGUUGGCUAGAUACAGCUAGGUCAUGGGCAUGCAUGGGCCUCACGAUCUUGGUGAAGAUCCUAGCUAAAAGAUCAAGUUCACGCGGACCCAGUAGCUUAGUACCAAGUACGACUAACUACUAGUUAUAUGACGUGUGCUAGUAACCUGAUGUGUGUAUAUAGGUGUUUUUUUUUGUAUAUUGUAUUGCAUGUUUGAUUGUGUGUACGUGUUAGGAGAGAGACGUCUGUUAGCCUGUUUGUUAUCUAUAUUAUAUAUGCAUAUAUGGAACUUGUUUGGGUUGCUCU